Messenger RNA from Spodoptera exigua (beet armyworm), 1200 nucleotides. Lineage: Eukaryota; Metazoa; Arthropoda; Insecta; Lepidoptera; Noctuidae. The record is from the annotation of a GenBank genome assembly.
AUGAAUAAUGACGAUUACAAUCAAUUUGAUUUGCUACAUGUUACAGUAGAUCAAUUUGAUAAGGAUGACGAGGAUGCAGGCCAAGAUUUUGGAGAAACUGAGACCGAUGAAGAAACCGACAUGGACAAUGAAGAAACUGGUCCCAAAGAAGACAAUAAUGACAAUGAAAACAGACCUGCAGUCACUCCACCUGCUGGCACAAUUUUGAAAUUGGAAAAGAAUAUGAAACCGAAUCGGCAUUUGAUAAUUAAUCAUCGUGGUCGCAAAUCGAAUAAAGACAAACAUUUACAAAAAGAGCCAGACAAUAAAGAUGUAAACAAAAACUCUAAGCAAAGCAAAGAUAGUAAGAAAACGUUGAACAAAGUAAAUACGAGUACAACUGAGAAAUCGAAAAAGAAGUCCGAACGUAAUAGUAUUAAGGAGAGGAACGAUGAUAACGUGGGCACUCUUCAAGACAAGGAACAAAACGUGUUAGAUAUGAAAUUCCGGAAAAUGAUGGGUAUAUCAAUUUUGGACGAAGAAGUUGAAAAAAUCACAAACAACGCUAUCGAGGAGAGAGUCGAAACCCUAGAGGAGUAUUUCAAUAAAAUUCUUAUGCAUCAAGCUGCGCAAACGUCAAGCCCGAAACCUCACAUCCUUGGAUUUGGCGAGCCUAAUGAGAAACAAGACGCCGGUGAAGAUUCUGCUCGUCCAGUAGAUGCGGCAGAAGAAGAUGAUGAUGUGGCCUCUCGACAGUGUCGCGAGCAGAUCCUUUGUGCUACGUCACUUGCGUCCGUGUUCAAGAGCUUCGGAAGCCAUGUAUUCAUCGAGGCUCUAACCAGCUCGUCACGUGGCGGGGACGUGGCAUCUACAGGUCCUGAUUGUCCUCAUCAUAAAAACUUGUCACGUCUGCCCUCCCCACUCCCGCCCUCGGAGAAAGCCUCCCCGACAACAGCAACCUCGCCCCGGGGUGAGAAGCCCUCGUCUCGACCAAUUUUCACCAAACCACAGGGCCCACGCUCCGAAGGGGUCCUGGCCACAUACCCAAGCAAGCCUUGGAUUGGAAUCCCCAAGGGAAAGCGUGGCUGUCCACGGCAAACCUGGCGUCGCACCGUACUGGCAGAAGCGACGAGCAUCGGUAUGACGUGGAGUGAGGUGAAGCGUGAAGCUCAAGAUAGAUCGCGAUGGAGAACUUCAGUGGACGCCCUCUGCCCCAUCUAG